AUGCAUCUUCUACCGUUGUGGGCGUUGGCGAUAGCAGGAUGGGUCGCCUCCGUCGCCGCCGCCCCCGGACCUCGCCCUCAGGAAGGAGAGGACCUGCUCCCCGCCCUCAAGGACCUGGCGAGGCGUAAGAGGGCGGGAACCAAGUCCAACCUCCCGUACUCGAACUACAGGCCUUUGGCUGGCAUGCACAGACCCUUCUCCGGGUACAGGUCUCUCUCCCGUGUGCGCAGGUACCGCUACCCGAUCUACCGCAAGCGCUCCAGCCGCCCUCAGCCGCAGUACGACUACGAGGACGACCUGUACAUCCCCGAGCCCGAGGGCGACUUCCUGGACUACGAGGAGAGCCUCCGCGGGCCCUCGCUGUUCCGCGAGAGGAGCCUCCAGCAGCAGGACCGCCGCAAGAAGAUGUUGAUGGAGGACGAGGGCUUCUUCAGCGACGACUUCGUGCCCGAGAAGAAGUUCCUGCCGAGCCCCUACGUGGUGCCGCUGGUCAAGAAGGACUCGGUCUACAACCUGGCCAACACGCCCUACGACCUGCAGGCCAUCGGCCGCCUGUACGAGGUGGGCAAGCGCGACUCCAACUCCAUCGACCCCUACAACCUGGAGGCGCUGCAGGACGCCCACUCCGUCGACCGCAAGUCCCUCCGGCCGACGCCCACCGAGCGCUUCUACGACGCCAUCGACGCCAUCGCCAAGAAGAACGUCUACGCCGACGAGAGCGACGCCAGCCGCGUCGCCAAGCUGAGGAACUUCCUCACCUCCGCCGCAGGACGCUACUGGAGGGCCCGCGACGCCGAGGAGACCAGCGCCAGGGACCCGCUCAUCCGCAAGAAGAGGUCCGUGGCCGCCCCGACCGUCGCCGCCGCCGCCGCCGCCGCCAACAAGACCAACGCCACGACGGACGCCCCCCUCUCGGCCAAGGUCCCCGCCCGCUACCACGCCCAGUUCUCCGGCGACCGCAAGAAGCGCGCCUUCUCCGACUACUUCAAGUGGGACCGCCGCAAGAAGUCCCAGCCCGAGGAGGAGGCCCAGGAGGACGAGGCCGCCCAGCAGAAGCGCAGCGACUCCCCCAGGGACUACGACGACUACCUCACCCGCGAGUACUUCAAGAGCAUCGCGCGCUCCGUCGGGCAGAAGAAGAAGAGGAUGGCCUACGCGCAGUUCGAGGCCGACAAGCGGUCCUCGGGCAUCGACGAGUUCCUGGAGAAUCCCUCGAUGCUGCAGUACAUGCAGGCGAUGCUCAAAGAAGCCGAGGAGAAGGUCACGAGCGAAGCCGAGGAGGAACUGGGCCAGACUGACGGCGAAACGAGAACCAGCGACUCCUUGGCAACAUCGUCGUGAGGUUGGACGCCCUCGAGAGGAUGCGGGAGGCCCUGGGGCAGCUGGAGGCGUUGCAGGAGCAGGAGGAGAGGCAGCAGCAGGAGGAGGAGGAGGAGGAGGCGGCUGGUCAGGCUAAGAGAA
Penaeus vannamei (Pacific white shrimp) is the source of this 1461-nucleotide messenger RNA. The record is from RefSeq and is a predicted model, not a curated record. Lineage: Eukaryota; Metazoa; Arthropoda; Malacostraca; Decapoda; Penaeidae.